UCACUGACUGUCUCAAAAACUAAACAAGAAUAAAAAACUCACAAUACAGAAUCGCACAGAAUCCGGACGGAGAGCGAAGAUUGGUGUUGGGCAUACGCGAUAUUCCGACCACGAGUACCUCGAUUCACAGUAAAAAGCAGGAGAUGUGAGCGAGGUUUAGCCAGCGCAGUAUGAAUUUGUCGGAACAAAACAAACUAAAGAGGAACCUUCUCGAUCAAGGGUUUUCUUAGUUACAAAGAUCUCUCUGGAUGCUGACGGUGAUCAUCUGGUUUUUUAUAUCAGGUUUUUAUUUCACAGAGAGGAUUCUGCAACUGAAAAGAUAAUACAGGGUUUAACCUUUUCAACUCUGUGAUUUUCCUAUUUGUCAGUUUCAUUUUAGCAUUCUCAUUGUCUUUAUAGUUUAGAAUUUUUCGGAUUUUUGAGAUUUUUUUUCAGUUUCAAAAGGAACCGUUACAAAAUCAGUCAAAACUUCAUUUCCGAAUCUUGAGGAAUAUUUUUUCGGUUUUUAUUUGAAAUUCAAAAUCACACAGUCUCUGUUCAUCAAUCAAAAGAACAGAAUUAUUGAAACCUCCAUUUUUUUCUUUUUCAGCGUUUUUGACGGUUCAAGAAUCAUUACUGUGUUUUUUCUGUCCGGUUCCUUCCUUUUAAUCUGAAAAAUGCAGCGUCCAAAUCCAGAUUUCUCAUUAAAAGAGACUGCACCACAUCUUGGUGGUGGAGGUCUAACCGGUGAUAAACUCACCAGUACUUAUGACUUAGUUGAACAAAUGCAGUAUUUGUAUGUUAGAGUUGUUAAAGCUAAGGAUUUACCAGGAAAGGAUGCUACUGGUUGUUGUGAUCCUUAUGUUGAAGUUAAACUUGGUAAUUAUAAGGGAAUGACUCGCCAUUUCGAAAAGAGGUCCAAUCCUGAAUGGAAUCAGGUUUUUGCUUUUUCGAAAGAACGGAUUCAAUCUUCUGUUAUUGAGGUUUUGGUGAAAGAUAAGGAUUUAGUAAAAGAUGAUAUUAUCGGAAGAGUUAUGUUUGAUCUCAAUGAUGUGCCAAAGAGGGUUCCACCUGAUAGUCCUUUGGCUCCGCAAUGGUAUAGACUUGAAGAUCGAAAGAGUGACAAGGUUAGAGGUGAACUCAUGUUGGCUGUUUGGAUGGGUACUCAAGCCGACGAAGCAUUCCCAGAAGCAUGGCAUUCAGAUGCAGCGACUGUUGGGGGCGAAGGCGUCACUAAUAUUCGGUCCAAGGUAUAUCUUUCUCCCAAGCUUUGGUAUCUUAGGGUUAACGUGAUUGAAGCUCAAGAUUUGCUAGUUACUGAUAAGACUAGAUUUCCAGAAGUUUAUGUGAAAGCAGUACUUGGAAAUCAGGCGUUGAGAACUAAAAUUUCUCAGAGUCGGAAUAUAAAUCCAAUGUGGAAUGAGGAUAUGAUGUUUGUAGCAGCUGAACCAUUUGAGGAACAUUUGGUUCUGAGUGUGGAAGACAGAGUGGCACCAAACAAGGAUGAGGUUUUGGGUAAGUGUGUGAUUCCUUUGCAGAAUGUGGCUAGGAGGUUGGAUCAUAAACCAGUGCUGACAAAGUGGUUUAAUCUUGAGAAACAUAUUCUUGUUGAUGGGGAGAAGAAGAAGGACAAUAAAUUUGCCAGUAGGCUUCAUUUGAGGAUCUGCUUAGAUGGUGGUUAUCAUGUUCUUGAUGAAUCAACUCACUACAGUAGUGAUCUUAGGCCCACAGCAAAACCUUUGUGGAAGCAGAGCAUUGGGGUACUUGAGUUGGGAAUCUUGACUGCAAAUGGAUUGUUGCCAAUGAAGACGAAAGAUGGGCGAGGGACAACAGAUGCUUACUGUGUUGCCAAGUAUGGGCAGAAGUGGAUUAGGACCAGAACAAUUAUAGAUUGCCCUACCCCAAAGUGGAAUGAGCAAUACACUUGGGAGGUUUUUGACCCAUGUACUGUGAUUACAAUUGGAGUGUUUGAUAACUGCCAUUUACAAGGAGGAGAUAAAUCUGUGGGUGCAAAAGAUUCAAGGAUUGGAAAAGUGCGUAUUCGACUUUCUACACUUGAAACUGACCGGGUCUACACUCACUCGUAUCCGCUUCUGGUUUUACAACCUUCUGGACUCAAGAAGAUGGGUGAAAUUCAACUGGCUGUACGGUUCACAUGCUCCUCUUUGCUUAAUAUGAUGCAUAUUUACUCGCAGCCACUCUUACCAAAAAUGCAUUAUCUUCAUCCAUUAUCGGUUACUCAGCUCGAGAACUUGAGGCACCAGGCAUGUCAAAUCGUCUCUAUAAGACUUAGUCGUGCUGAGCCUCCAUUGAGGAAGGAGGUUGUUGAGUAUAUGUUGGAUGUGGAUUCACAUAUGUGGAGUAUGAGAAGGAGCAGAGCUAAUUUCUUCAGAAUUAUGGGAGUGUUAAGCAGCCUAGUGGCAGUGGUAAAAUGGUUUAGUCAGAUAUGCAAUUGGAAGAACCCUCUGACGACAGUUCUGAUUCACAUCCUGUUUAUAAUACUUGUCCUUUAUCCUGAGUUAAUCCUCCCGACAAUCUUUCUCUACCUUUUCUUGAUUGGUGUUUGGUACUUCCGGUGGAGACCUAGGAAUCCCCCUCACAUGGAUACGCGGCUUUCACAUGCAGAGAAUGUACACCCUGAUGAACUGGAUGAGGAGUUCGACACAUUUCCUACUUCUCGGCCUUCUGACAUGGUGAGGAUGAGAUACGACCGUUUAAGAAGUGUUGCUGGGAGAAUACAAACAGUUGUGGGUGACUUGGCAACUCAAGGGGAGAGAUUCCAGUCUCUACUUAGCUGGAGGGACCCUAGGGCUUCGACUUUGUUCAUCACUUUCUGUUUGAUUGCAGCCAUUGUGCUUUAUGUUACUCCAUUUCGCGUAGUGGCUCUUCUUACAGGUUUUUAUGUAUUAAGGCAUCCUCGAUUCCGCCACAAGCUUCCUUCAGCGCCGCUCAACUUCUUCCGCAGACUGCCUGCGAGAACAGAUAGCAUGAUAUGAACAGCGUUACAAAUACCCCUUGUGAUGGGUGAGUCUUCUUUUGCCUCCGACCCUCAGAAUAGAUGGUUAAAUUCUAAAGCAUCAAUAUAUGAAGCAUGGUUUAUUCACUAUGGUGUGUAAUUUUUCUUCCCCUAAACUCUGCAGUAACUAUCAUAAAUCUGCAUUUUGUUUAUUUUAUUUCUUAGGGCUACCGUGUGUCCUGUGAAGUCAUCUUCCUGUUAUUAGUCAAUAUAUGUGUAUUUUUAUCUCUGGUUGAGUAAUGUGCUCCUCUAACUUUACCAUGCUAGUACAUUACAUUUAAGUUUC
This is a messenger RNA of Papaver somniferum (opium poppy), 3281 nucleotides long. RefSeq names its product FT-interacting protein 1-like. The record is from RefSeq and is a predicted model, not a curated record. The transcript is spliced from 3 exons. Bases 657 to 2975 code for a protein of 772 amino acids. NCBI's taxonomy places the organism in Eukaryota, Viridiplantae, Streptophyta, Magnoliopsida, Ranunculales, Papaveraceae.